Molecule: messenger RNA, 492 nt
Organism: Quercus lobata
Lineage: Eukaryota; Viridiplantae; Streptophyta; Magnoliopsida; Fagales; Fagaceae
Exons: 1
Coding region: 1-492 (163 amino acids)
Source: RefSeq, a predicted model, not a curated record
AUGUAUAAUGAGAUGGAUGGCAACUUUGAUGACGUCGCCAUUAGCACUUUUAAAAGCGGUCUCCCAACCGAGCACGACUUGAGGAUAUCCUUAACUGGCAAGCCUGUCACCAAUGUAUGUCAACUUAUGGACCGGAUUGACAAAUACAAAAAAGUGGAAGAGGACCAGCUACAAAGGAAAGGAAAGGAGAAGGUCAUCCCUCAAAAGAGAAGUGAUUUCAGGUCGGACCAAUACAACAAUAACCAUCCAAUGAGAGAUUUCGCAGGGCAAUCAGGAUCAACCAACAUGCAGACAGUUAACGUCGUAUUCAGAGAACUGGUACAUCAGGUGUUAGAGAAAAUUAAGAAUGAGUCAUUCUUCAAAUGGCCGAAUAAAAUGGCUGGAGACUUCAUGAAGCGCAAACAGAGUCUAUAUUGUCAGUACCACCAGGACCACAAACAUACUACAGAAGACUAUAGGAACCUUUGGAACCACUUGGAUCUGUUGGUCUGA